AUGUCGGACUCAACUGCGGGCGGCUCAGACAACACCAUCACGUCAGAAAACCCUCCGAAUUCGACGACUGCCCAGCAGCCGCCGCCAUCGUCAACCACCAAUAACCCCCCUCCGACAAGCCAGACUCCCCCUCCAUCCUCAUCAUCGUCGACUCAGUCUCCUCCGAGCUCAUCGACACCUACCAACCCACCACCACAGACCCAGCCAACCCCAACCAGUAAAGAUGACGACCCCCCGACCCCGACGCCGACCAAUCAGUCUCCAACCGACCCGGGGUCCCCUCCCGACGUCCAAACCAGCACAACUACCAUCAUCCAAACCAUGACCCAGGCCCCCCCCAACAACCCAGGUGUCACCUCUCCCACUCUGUCCUCAGGCACAUCCACGAGCACGAACCCGGCCAUCAGUUCAACCAACACCCCCAGCGGCGGGCUCAGCAGCGGCGGCAAGAUCGCCGUGGCCGUCGUCGUGCCCAUCGCCGCCGUCGCCCUGCUCGUGCUCGCGGGCAUCUUCCUCUGGCGCAAGCGCAAGCAACGCAAGGACGCCGAGGAGCAGCGUCGCAAGGAGGUCGAAGAAUACGGUUACAACCCCAACGCGGACCCGACAGUCCCCAACAUUGGCGGUGCAGGCGCCUACGAGAUGCGCGAGGACGAUACCGCUGGCUAUCGCGGCUGGGGAUCGACCGGACACACCGCGCGUAAGCCGUCUACCACUCUGUCUGGUGGGCCUGGCCCUGUGCUAUCGUCAUCCCCGCCGACCCAUGUCGCCGCCGCCCCGAUCUCGGCUGAUUCCCGCUCUGGCGAGCCCCUCAUGAGUGACAUGCACCCAUCUCCCGAAGGCGAGAUCCUGGGUGCCAUGGGACCUGCUGCGUCGGGCAACCGCAACGGAGGUGGUGUGGGCGUGCAUCGCGGGCCGUCCAACGCCUCCUCGUCGUAUAGUGCCGCGGGGAGGUCGGACGGGUCGGGCGAUGGGCCCAUUGGCGUCGCGUAUGGCGGGCCGGGGACCUAUUAUGAUCAAUAUGGAGGCAAUCCGUAUAUGGACGGCGGGUACGGCGGUUCGGCGGGAAUGAUGCCGCAGCAGCAGCAGCAGCAGCAGCCGGGCGCUCCGGGAGGACCGCCCGUUAUUAGGGAUGUUACGGCUAGGAGGAAUACGAGGAUCGAGAGUUUACCGCAUUACCCGCAGCAAACGGCAGGGAUCUCUCAAAAUUUUUGA
Thermochaetoides thermophila DSM 1495 is the source of this 1212-nucleotide messenger RNA. RefSeq lists its product as uncharacterized. The transcript has a single exon. NCBI's taxonomy places the organism in Eukaryota, Fungi, Ascomycota, Sordariomycetes, Sordariales, Chaetomiaceae. The record is from RefSeq and is a predicted model, not a curated record. The coding region runs from base 1 to 1212 and encodes 403 amino acids.